AUGCCACCGCGCUCACCGCCGUCACCCGAUCCCCAUCCUUCGAAACGCCAACGUGCUUCUUCUCCGGAUAAGGACUCGCCUUUCGACGGAAAUGCUGCCAUCUCACCCAACGCCGAACAUUCUUUGCACGAAGGCAGUCUUCAAGGCUCAAAAAUUGGCCAAUCCACCAGCUUCCGCAACGUCAGCGCAUGUAACCGUUGCCGGUUGCGCAAGAACAGAUGUGACCAGAAGCUGCCUAGCUGCGCUAGCUGCGAGAAAGCUAGGGUCGCCUGUGUCGGCUAUGACCCUAUAACCAAAAGAGAGAUUCCGCGCAGCUAUGUCUACUAUUUAGAGACUCGUGUCGACCAGUUAGAAGCCCUGCUUCGUCGUAAUAAUAUUCAAUUCCCACCCGCUGACAAUCUUGAAUAUUGUUCGCGACCUGGAACAGAUGGCGGCCUUGGGAGAUCGCCCACCGACGGCACACCUUCAGCCGUACCCGGAACCACGGAAGCCUCGAGCAGCGCGAAACCUCGUAAGGAUAAUGAUGAGAUGGAGAAGCCGGUUAAGAUGGUGAAGCAUGGCGGGAGCAGUGGUCAGAGACACCUGGGAUCUGCUACAGGAAUAUCGUUUGCGCGCGUUGUAUUUGCCGCUGUACAGUCAUCCGUGGGAGACCAAAAAUCUAGUUCCGACAAGACCGGAGUGCGGCCAUAUCGACCAAUUGCAGGAAACGGAGCCGCGGCUUCGGGCACGUCCAUGCGUGACUCCUUUUUCGGCCUUCACACUCGGCCAACCAUCAGGCCAGCUGAAUUCCCCCCCAGGGACCUCGCUAUCAAAAUGGUCGAUUUGUAUUUUCAACAUGCGAACCCCCAGAUACCUGUUUUACACCGGGAGAAUUUUAUGCAACUUUUCGAACGUGCAUAUGCUGAAGAAGGUAGGGUACGAGGACCGAAAGAGCUAUAUAUCUUAAAUAUGGUGUAUGCCAUCGGAGGCGGCAUAAUUAUGGACGCUCAGACGACUUCCUCCAAGGUGUCCGGAGAAGAAAAGAGGCAGGCCCAACCUGAAGAAUAUCAUGCGAGCGCUGUCGUCCAUCUAGAAGCCUGUCUGAGCAACAGUGGCGGAGGAUUGGAAGAGCUCCAAGCUGUCUUGUUGCUGGCUAAUUUUGCUCUUCUUCGCCCAGUCCCACCUGGAUUAUGGUACAUCGUUGGUGUCGCGGUGAGAUUAGCAGUCGAUUUAGGUCUUCAUUAUGAAGAUGGAAAAGAUGUCGAAUUUGACCUCGGUUCAAAAAUGAAAGGCGACGAAGGGAACGAGAAAACACGAGAAGCCUAUGUACGUGAGAGGGGAAGACGCGAGUACACCCGCGACCUCAGACGACGGCUGUGGUGGUGCACAUAUUCACUCGACAGACUUGUUAGCACAUGCGUUGGACGACCGUUUGGCGUAUCGGACCAAGUGAUUACGACAGAGUUCCCUUCCCUGCUAGAUGAUCGAUAUAUCACUUCGGAAGGGUUUAGGGGACGCCCGGCUGAGGGAGAGCCCACGUAUAAAAUUGUUGCAAAGCAUUACUUUCGCCUCCGACUGCUCCAGUCCGAGAUUCUGCAAGUAUUACAAUACCAGCAAACACAGAUGGCGAGGUUCAAUGGUCAAAAUACGAGAAACGAGUAUAUGCACACCCAGCUUCCAUCGCCUUUCUUACACAGAUUCGACUCGUUUAGGAACUGGCGGAGGAAUAUCGACCAACGACUAUAUGAUUGGAAGAAUUCUGCGCCGACAAAGCAGGACUCGGGUGUCGCAUUUCAUCCCGAAUUCCUGGAACUAAACUAUUGGCAAACUAUUAUCAUGCUAUAUCGACAGAGCCUGAGUGUGCCGUCCAUGUUCGAAGGCGAAUAUAAUACCUCAAAAGAGGUCAACAGCCCCUCCGUUUACGCCGCAGAAUCGCGAGAAGAUGAAGAGAGAGUAUAUGUCAAAGUUGCCGAGGCAGGUCAGAAGAUUCUUCGUUUAUACAGACAGCUUCAUCUUAUGGGGCUCGUCAACUAUACAUAUCUAGCCACCCACCACCUUUUCAUGGCAGGAAUUUCUUAUCUAUAUGCAAUUUGGCAUUCACAUGUUGUCCGAAGUCGACUAACGAUGGAUGAGGUUGAUUUCACAAUUCUAGCAGCUACCUCUGUUUUUACCGACCUUAUCGAAAAAUGUCCACCAGCGGAAGCUUGUAGGGAUGCAUUCGACCGAACUGCAAAAGCGACUAUCAAAAUGGCAAAUUCCACCGGUGGGUUCGGACAAGUGCUGCAUCGGAGCAAGCGCCCUGCAAGAAAUGGUAAUGAAAGAAGCGACUACAUCAACGCCAGAGACGCGACGGCUAACCGACAAAAAGCCCAUCAUCGCGGCUCGUUAGAUCAUACAGGAUCCCGGACCACUUCAUCCUAUAACACGCCUGGGCAGGAAAGCUAUAGCUCACACGAUACCUCGCAGAUGAGUUCCAUUCAAGCGGCGUCUCAAGCUAGCGGGUUCCGCCUCCCUAUGCCUAACAUCAAGGCAGAACAGGAUGGGUAUUCGAUGAUGCGUUCCAUGCCACAAUCUACCCUUAGUACGGCUAGCUUGUCUGAUGGAGCCUCGCUUCCUGACAAUUCAGCCAUCGAUCCCGUUCUUCUACCUUCCCCCGGCGCGCAUACAAGUUCUCCGGUAUCUGUCAACAGCUUGACGCCGCAAUCUAACCCAGGACAACAAUAUACGCAGAGCACAGGGAACUCGAAUUUCAAUUUCAGAUCACCAACCGCAGCCUUCACGCCCAGCGGCACGAUAAACUAUUCGGACUUGCAGGGUAUGGACUUCUUGCAGGGUAUCCAGGACCAGCCCAAUGCAGACGGCGUGGUCAAUACGGAUCUGCAAAUGGACAUGGGUUUUGGACUCGGCUGGGAGGGGAUGCAUCACGACUUUAGCGAUGGGCAGCAAGUCGACCUAUUUGACGGGUUUUUCUUCGGCGGACAGCAAGGGGGAGGAUAA
Messenger RNA from Daldinia caldariorum, 2976 nucleotides. RefSeq names its product fungal-specific transcription factor domain-containing protein. Gene Ontology annotation, molecular function: sequence-specific DNA binding; zinc ion binding; DNA-binding transcription factor activity, RNA polymerase II-specific. The transcript is spliced from 4 exons. Gene Ontology annotation, biological process: positive regulation of transcription by RNA polymerase II; DNA-templated transcription. The record is from RefSeq and is a predicted model, not a curated record. NCBI's taxonomy places the organism in Eukaryota, Fungi, Ascomycota, Sordariomycetes, Xylariales, Hypoxylaceae. The coding region runs from base 1 to 2976 and encodes 991 amino acids.